This is a messenger RNA of Anthostomella pinea, 1341 nucleotides long. The record is from the annotation of a GenBank genome assembly. Lineage: Eukaryota; Fungi; Ascomycota; Sordariomycetes; Xylariales; Xylariaceae.
AUGGCUUCAGCUUCAAUUGCUGCCUCUGCCUCAUCACCUGCACCUGCACCCUCAACUCCCUCACCACCCAGCCGAGUCCACACCCCCGCAACACCCAAGCACGGUUACAGCGACCCUUGGGAACCCUACUCGCCGCGCAAAUCUGCACGCAUCUCUUCCCAGCAACUGAACAAGCGCACUCCGUCGCCGCACUCUUCCUCCCGUCAACCACCCACCCGCACCCCGAGAAAAUCUGGAACCCUCCUCUCGACUCCAACUGCCUCACCUCAGAAGAAGCGCAUGCCCGCCAUGGACUCCGUUCGUCGCGCAUCUGGCGCCCUGACUGCCGAAGGCACCUCCAAUGCUGCCGACCAUCUCGGCAUCAGUCCCAAGCCCAAGUCGCAUCAAAAGUCCCAGGCCUCCUCCGCGUCUCAGAACACCGGCAUGCUCCCCACCCCCGCCAAGACCCCCAAGAAGCAACCCAACGCGAAGACUGAAGCUGCCACUCGCGCAAUUGCGCGUAACCUGUUCGCAAAUGGGGACGACUCCGCUGCGACUCCGCGAAAGAAGAAGGCUGCUAAGAAGCACAGUGGACUCGGGCUGGGCAGCUUCGCUGCCGAGGAAAUGGUCGAGGACAUCCCGAUAUUCACCGAUUCGCGCGACCGCGUUCCCGAGCGAGACAACACCGCCGAGAACCCCUUCUAUGUCACCGGCCCCGCGUCUACCACUGAGGGGCCUCCCAGAAGACGAAGCAAGCGCACGCAGGUGACCAUCCCCGGCAAAGGCAAGCAGACUAUCGAGGAGGCCACACGCCACCACGAGGAGGGAAUGGUCGUUAUUUUUCGUGGAAAGCCUCUUUGGCGCCCAUUCGCCGACGCUGAUGAAGAUGACGAGGUCGACGUGAACGGCGCAGACCAGACCAUACGACAAGGUCCUAUAGCUCGCUCGGCCAUCAAACCCCGCUUGCUCUUCGCUGCUGAAAAGAAGGGCAAGGGAGUUGCUCACAACAUCGAAGAUGAAGAAGCUCCUACCGACAUUGAAGAUCAUCAACUCCUUGCUGAAGAUGCUGAAGUUGCUUACCCCGACGCUCCCGAGACGCCCCUAGAGAUGGUUGACGAGAAGCCGGAUACUCCCGAGGCACCUCGAUUUGCCCCUGCUUCACCCCCCACCACCGCGCGCGCCAGUCGAACUGGAACCAAGCGUUAUCACGCGGACGGCACGCCGAUGAAGAAAUCAAGCAAGCCUCGUAGCCCCUUCGAUGACUGGCGUCGCUCCAAGAGUCGCGGAGAGCCCCACGGUCAGAAGCGAGAGGGCGAGGCGCUUGCAAAGUCCGAUGCGCCUUCGAAGCGUCAACGUGCCUAG